Messenger RNA from Scophthalmus maximus (turbot), 3445 nucleotides. It is a transcript of the gene cog2, whose product is annotated as component of oligomeric golgi complex 2. The coding region runs from base 108 to 2288 and encodes 726 amino acids. The record is from RefSeq and is a predicted model, not a curated record. Gene Ontology annotation, biological process: intra-Golgi vesicle-mediated transport; Golgi organization; protein transport. Lineage: Eukaryota; Metazoa; Chordata; Actinopteri; Pleuronectiformes; Scophthalmidae. The transcript is spliced from 18 exons. Gene Ontology annotation, cellular component: COG complex; membrane.
CUUCGUUGGUACUCUUGCCAUGUUUGCGGAAGCUCGGUGACAGCAGCUAACUGGAAGCUUUGUGACUUUUUAAUGUGUGCGUGUGUUGCAGCUGUUCAUAAUCCAAAAUGAACCUUCCGAAGGGCCCGGAUUCUCUGUGCUUCGACAAGGAUAUUUUUAUGAAGGAUGAUUUUGACGUUGACCAGUUUGUGGCGGAGUGUCGGAAGCAGGUCCAGCUGGAGGAGAUGAGAGAGGACCUCGAGCUCUACUAUAAGCUGCUGAAAACAGCCAUGGUGGAGCUCAUCAACAAGGACUAUGCAGACUUUGUUAACCUCUCCACCAACCUGGUGGGGAUGGACAAAGCCCUUAAUCAGCUCUCUCUGCCAUUGGGACAGUUACGAGAAGAGGUUAUGAGCCUGCGCUCCUGUGUGACUGAAGUAAUUCAAGCUAUAGACAACCAGCUGUCCAAACAGGAAGAUCUACAGAAAAAAAAGGUGUGUGUAUUGAGGCUAAUUCAGGUGGUGCGCUCAGUGGAGAAGAUUGAGAAGAUCCUCCACUCGCAGAACUCCAAGGAAUCCAGCUCUCUGGAAUUUAGCAGUCCUUUGUUAGCAGGUCAGAUCCUGGAGAGGAUAGCUACAGAAUUCAACCAGCUGCAAUUCCAUGCAGUACAGAGCAAAGGCAUGCCCCUGCUGGACAAAGUCAGACCUCGUAUCGCAGGGAUCACCUCCAUGUUGCAGCAGUCUCUAGAAGGCCUGCUGAUCGAGGGUCUGCAGACAUCCAAUGUGGACAUAGUUCGUCACUGCCUGAGGACAUAUGCCACCAUAGACAAGACCCGAGAUGCUGAGGCCCUGGUAGGACAGGUGCUGGUCAAACCAUACAUGGACCAGGUAAUAGUAGAAGAGGUGGUGAAGUCCAGUUCCACUGGUCUCCAGAUGAUGUACUCUAGACUGCUGGAGUUUGUUCCUCAUCACUGCCGACUGCUGAGAGAGGUGACUGGAGGAGCCAUAUCCAGUGACAAAGCUGACAUAGUGCCAGGUUAUGAUUUCAUGGUAAACUCAGUAUGGCCGGAGAUAAUCAAAGGGAUAGAGGAAAGGUUGUCCUACCUCUUCAACCCUGGAAACCCUGACAUAUUCUAUGAGCGCUACAGCGUGAGUUUGGAGUUUGUUCGGAGGUUUGAGCGUCAGUGCAGCUCGCAGGCCAGUGUAAAGAGACUGAGGAUGCAUUCUUCAUACACAAGCUUCCACAACAAAUGGAACCUGCCUGUCUACUUUCAACUACGGUUCAAGGAAAUAGCAGGGAUUCUGGAGAACGCCAUAAGUGAUGGACUAGAGGCAGCACCAGCUGGCAGUGUAUACCACCUGCAGGUGUCUGAGGUGUUGUGGUCCUGUCUAGUGAGGUGCUGGUCAGACAAGGUCUACCUGUCACUUCUGGCCCAUCGCUACUGGAAGCUCACGCUGCAGCUCUACUCACGAUAUGCCAAGUUUCUGGAUGAGGUGCUGACUAAGACUCCCACUUCUGAGGUGAUCAAAGAGCCAGCCAGGCCUCUGCCCAGCUCAGCCUCCUCCACCUCCAGCAGAACUUCAAUGGAAGAUGGUGGCAGUGAGAGUGGGAGUCCUGCCUCUCUGUCCACCAAAGAGCUGGUCCACAUUGCUGCUGACCUCCAAAAGCUGCAGGAGCAGAUUCCAGAGUUGUCAGAAAUUGUCAGACGGCGUUUAGAAGCUACUGGAUUCAAAAACGUUGCCACUGUGGAAGAUGCUCUUGCAGACUCCAAGGCUCGUCUGUCAAGUAGUGUUCCCAAUUUGAAUGCCAGGAUGACCCAGCAUCUGACUGAACGCUGCUGCCGCUUCCUGAAGAGUGCCUCUGAGGUGCCACGACUUUACCGCAGGACUAAUAAGGAUCUGCCAGUGCGUGCUUCAGCGUACAUGGACAAUGCCUUACGUCCGUUACAUCAGUUGCUGACGGAUUCAAAAGGGAUGGUCAAUCCCUCUACAGCACAAGAAUGGCUGCGAGUUGCACUAUCUGACUGCACACAGAGGUACUAUGAGACCAUCUCAGAGGUGUUGAGCUCGGUGAGGAAGAUGGAGGAGAGUCUGAAGCGACUGAAGCAAGCGAGAAAGGGUGCGACCACAACUGCCGCUGCAGGAACAAACGGUGGACCCACAGAUGACAGCAAGAUCCGUCUUCAGCUGGCACUGGACGUGGAAUACCUGGGGGAGCAGAUCCAGAAGAUGGGUCUUCAGCCAAGUGACAUCUCCAUGUUUUCCACUCUGAAGGACCUUGUGAAAGAGGCUCGAGAGCUUGCUGAGUAAAAUGUCGAUUCAACAGUAACUGAAAUCCAUUAACACGCUUCUUGUCCCUGCACUUUGUGAAGACUUGGAAAGGAAAAACAAACACUUCUCAGGCCAAAGUCACAGUCUGUUUUUAAUGAUCAGAGCAUGAAGAAUGUAGGGCAAUGUACUGAAAUCCAUUUUCAAUGGUUUGUAUAAAACAUCUCUAUUUAAUGCAGACUUUAGAGCCACAGUGCACUAACAUUUUAACAACAGGGACCUGCGAGUCCAGCUGUAAAUUACCUUUUGAAACUCAUGUUGUCUUGAUCAUCACUGGUUCUGCUGUGGGCAUGUGAAUCAGAUACACCACAUGGUGCCAUGUCCAUGACAUGUUUUUAAUGCCAGAGGGGGGUGAUAUGCAAUGCUCUAGUCUAAAGAUAUUAUUGUUUCUGAUUUGACCAGAAUGUUGUAAACAGAAAAUCAAACAAUAAUUUCUGCUACUUGGUGAAGGAUUAUUAUCAAAUUUCAAUGUUUGUUGUAUCGAAGUGCAUGUUUUACCAAAUGAACUUUGUAAAGAACUUUGGAUACAGUGUUGAAUGUCUAUGCUUUUAGUGCAAGUGUGACAAGAUAAGUACGUGUGGCUGUGUAUUACCCAUUCCAAAGCCUCUGGUUUAGUAUUUUGACCAGUGCCAUCCUGUUUUUAAAAAAACAAAAAAAAACAAAAGUAACUAUAUUUGCAGGAUCUUGGGUUGGGUCUGACUGAAAGAUUGUCCAAAGCACGUGCACCUACACCUGAAACAUGCACUAAUUGGACUGUCUAGCUGUCAAUCACAGUGUCGUUGUCACUGUUUUAUCGUUUAUUUUUUUAUUAAUGGGACCAUCAUUUUACUAAAUGAACAUCAUGUUUUACUGAAGGAGACUUGGAACUAGAGAUUGCGAUCAUAAACUUCUCAGGAAAAUGUUGACUGACGUUAUAAAUCAUUUGAGAAGUUGAGUCAUUUUGUCAUAGAUUUCUAUAGAAACUGACUUAUUUUUUGCAACCAGUGGAGUAGCCCUCUGCUGGUCAUUCCAGAGAAUACAGGCUUUCAGGCACUUCCGCAUUGGUUUCGCUUUCCAGGCCGGUGACUACGUCCAAUUUGUAUACACAGUCUAUGGAAAUAACCCAUUAAAUGUAGGUGUGUAUUUAUCACUGUCUUUAA